Messenger RNA from Magallana angulata, 1714 nucleotides. Its product is annotated as peroxiredoxin-5, mitochondrial-like. NCBI's taxonomy places the organism in Eukaryota, Metazoa, Mollusca, Bivalvia, Ostreida, Ostreidae. Gene Ontology annotation, biological process: hydrogen peroxide catabolic process; cell redox homeostasis; cellular response to oxidative stress. Gene Ontology annotation, cellular component: mitochondrion; cytoplasm; peroxisome. The transcript is spliced from 6 exons. The record is from RefSeq and is a predicted model, not a curated record. Bases 68 to 625 code for a protein of 185 amino acids. Gene Ontology annotation, molecular function: thioredoxin peroxidase activity.
UUGUUAAACUAGUACCCGGGCCGUUAUUAGCAACCAGUUUACUAUUUGAGUCAAGUGAAAUUCGAUCAUGCGAGUUUCCCUUAUCUCGUCAUAUAAGACUGUUACACGUUGUUUAUUUACUCGCCACUUCUCUGUCAGUGUUUCUGCAGCAAUGCCGAUCAAGGCUGGUGACAAGGUUCCCGCUGUGGAUUUGUUUGAGAAGGAUCCAGGAGGAAAAGUAAACUCUGGUGAACUGUUUGGGAAGGGAAAGCAUAUCAUUUUCGCUGUCCCUGGGGCUUUCACUCCUGGUUGCUCAAAAACACAUCUUCCAGGCUAUGUUCAACAAUGUGAUGCCUUGAAAUCUAAGGGAGUUAGCAGCAUUGCCUGUAUCUCUGUCAACGAUCCUUUUGUCAUGGAUGCUUGGGGUGAGAACCAGGGAGCCAAUGGAAAGAUUAGAAUGUUGGCAGAUACAUGUGGAGAUUUCACAAAGGCAGUCGAUAUGGAGCUUGAUGCAACUGCUAUUCUUGGAAACAAGCGUUCAAAGAGAUAUUCCAUGGUAGUCCAGGAUGGAGUGGUCGAGUCUGUGAAUGUUGAACCAGAUGGAACUGGUUUGACAUGCAGCUUGGCCGAGAAAAUCCAACUUUAGAAAAGUGUGCCAGAUGUAUUUCGAAACAGAAGAAGGCUGGUCCAAUAUUAAGAUUUGUACUCUCCAUCUAUUAUAUGUACCCGGGUAGAUUAAUAGCGAAGUGAAAACUGAAGAUGGAUUUGGUUGUGUUUAUGUUUGAUGUUAAACUGUGUGAUAACUAAGUAGUGUUGUAUUAUUUUAAUAGCUGUGUACGGUUAAACACAUCCCCAUUCCUGGAAAUCAAAAACAAUACUCUGUUGCAGCAAUAAGAAUUUUAUAAGAUAUGCAGAAUGCUUUUCAUAGUAUUAUAGAUAUACGGUAAUAUGGAAUCAUUAUGCAAGUUUAAAUGGAAAUAUGAUAUCUCUCAUGUUUUUUAUUGAUAAUUAAAUAUAGCAAUGGUAAUUUGCGAAGAAUCUUAAAUUACAUUGAAAAAGAUAUCUCAUGAUAUUGUGAUUAAGGUUAUGUUGAAUUAUUUUCCUGGUCAUUUUAUGGAAACACUAGUCAAGUGACAAUCUUUGUGAACUUUGUUGCAUUUUUUCCUAACAAUUACCAUUUAAACUUAUAACAAAGAAAGAUAAUUUUACAGAAAGCAUUAGUCAUUUUCAUUGUUUGUUUCAUAUUUACAGCAUCUUUAUUUUUUUUGUCCAUGUAGGGUGCUUUUUCCUUUGGCUUUGUUCUCAAGUGCUUUUAUUUACUAUAUAUCUAUCUUAUAUACAUGUACAGCACAUGUUUUCAGCAUUAUUUCCCCCUUUAUCAAGUUGAUGCAUUUAAAGUGUUUUUAAAUAAGAUCCUUGUGAGUUACAUUAAAUUUAUAUUGUUGUAUUCAUAACAGGUUUUCUAGAGGCAAUGAAACACAGCAUUACAUGUCUAUAUCGGUAAUCACUUACUUGUUUUUAGAUCUUAACACCAAAUAAUAUGUUACAUGUAUCUCCUACUUGUCCAGAAAAAAAACCAUACUAGCUAGCUUGCACAUCUUUUUUCCUGUAAACUCAUCAACAUGCAUGAGCUAUAUCUUAAGUACCUGUGCACUUGUAUCUCCAGAAAUAUAAAGUUAAAAUACAUUUUUUCACUGUGUGUUGAAAUAGCAGAAAUAAAUGAGAAAAAAAAAUC